AGCCUAACAACUAAUCACUGCAUUUCCCACCUCAAUAUUAAUAUAUUUCUUUCCCCACAAGAGAGAUCAUGGAAAAGGAUAUCAUUCAUCUUUCUCCAACAUGGGAUGGUGACAAUGGCAAUUCCACUGAGAAAAGGCUCAGGCUAUUUGGUUUUGAGCUAAACCCUUCUAAAGAUGGUUAUGCCAAAGAAUCUGGUGAAGGAGAUGAAAGUGUGAACUCCUCUAACUCAGUUUCUUCUGGAGGAGACAAAACUGUGCAAGAGAAACCCUCUGCCAAAGACUCUGAUGAGAGAAAGUUUGAGUGCCAAUAUUGUUACAAGGAAUUUGCAAACUCACAAGCCCUAGGAGGCCACCAAAAUGCUCACAAGAAAGAGAGAAUGAAGAAGAAGAGGUUGCAGCUUCAAUCCAUAAACCGCUACCUACAACACCCUUUCCAAUCCAAGCAUGGCUUUGCUCACCCUUCUGAUACUCCUUGGUUCUAUGACCCCUCUACCUAUAAUAACUCUGAGUUCACCCUUAGUGAAGAACCUCAGAUUAGCUUCAAUUCAAAUGUUUUAGAUGCCAACUUUUCUUGUGACCAGAAAUCUAGUUGGUAUUCUCUUGCAUCUCACCCUUCUAAUUCCCAACAAGAUACUUGCAUGUUUACUUUCUCCAAUGCAAGUAAUAAUAGUCCUUUCAUCUUCAAGCCUUGCCACUUCCCUGCUUCAAAUCAGAGCCAUAAAAGUAAAGCCCUAGAUCUUCAACUAGGCCUCAACUUGCAGUCAAAUACAAGAAGUUCCUUAAGAAGGAUGUAAUUUAAGUAUAUAUAGGACACAUAAGUUAAAUUAACAGUUUCCUUGAAUUAUUUUAAUGCAUCAAUUCUCAAACAUCUGGAAAAAGGAAAUGAGAAAAGGUAAAAAAAAAAUAAUUACAAUUCAUUAGAGUUAGUUGGCCUUGGCCACUGCAGAGCCAAGAAGAGUCUGACAAUGACCACCUUUCAGAAUUCAGACAGCAUAUAGAAUUCAUACGAUGUAUUUAUUAUAGCAUGUUGUAGCCCUUUGAUAUAUAUUACAUACACUUCUUUACAUUCUCAGUA
Messenger RNA from Glycine soja, 1075 nucleotides. RefSeq names its product zinc finger protein 5-like. The coding region runs from base 69 to 794 and encodes 241 amino acids. Gene Ontology annotation, biological process: cytokinin-activated signaling pathway; trichome morphogenesis; gibberellic acid mediated signaling pathway. NCBI's taxonomy places the organism in Eukaryota, Viridiplantae, Streptophyta, Magnoliopsida, Fabales, Fabaceae. The transcript has a single exon. The record is from RefSeq and is a predicted model, not a curated record. Gene Ontology annotation, molecular function: transcription cis-regulatory region binding; DNA-binding transcription factor activity. Gene Ontology annotation, cellular component: nucleus.